CCCAAACCCCAGCCCCUCCACACACGAUGUCGACCCCGACGCCAACGCCGCCGCACCUCCCAAAGAUCCCGGAAGACGUGUCGCCCGACCUGCCGAUAACGCUCACCGCGUCCGUGGUCCUGACGGCUCUUCCGCGCGAUGGCAAGCUCGCGUUGGACGCCGCGUCGCAUCCGAAGCCGACCAAAGUGACGCUGAAGUUCAAAGCGAUGGGCAACGCGCCCGUGCUCAACAAGGACACGUACAAGAUCAAAACCACGCAGCGCUUCGAGAACGUGGUCGUAUUCCUGCGCCAGCAGCUAGAACUGGGCGCCGAGCAGAGCCUGCUGCUCUACGUCAACUGGAGCUUCAUGCCGGCCCUCGACGAGAAUGUCGGGAAUCUGUGGAGUAGCUUCAAGACGGCGGAUGAGCUGAUCAUCAACUACUCGCUGCAGAGCGCAUUUGGUUGAGCUACAUACGAUACAGGAUGGAAUGGAAUAAAACCGGCGGUUUACGGGUUGCUUUGGAGCGUGAAAGGAAGAUGCGAGACAACGAUGUAUGUACUCGCGAGUCAAACGGUUGAUGUUCCUGAGAAUCGAUUGGUAAAGGGCUUCACCAGCAAUCACCGAUGGACCUAUUAUCAAACGGUCGCUUAGCUCAGUUGGUUAGA
Molecule: messenger RNA, 646 nt
Organism: Tricharina praecox
Lineage: Eukaryota; Fungi; Ascomycota; Pezizomycetes; Pezizales; Pyronemataceae
Product: ubiquitin-like autophagy protein Apg12-domain-containing protein
Exons: 3
Coding region: 27-446 (139 amino acids)
Biological process (GO): C-terminal protein lipidation; autophagosome assembly; nucleophagy
Cellular component (GO): phagophore assembly site membrane; Atg12-Atg5-Atg16 complex; cytoplasm
Source: RefSeq, a predicted model, not a curated record